GUGCUCUUGUAAACCAACAUCCCUCCCUGCGUCAACGUCUCAAAAAUGGUUCUUUCCGGCGACGUGUGGGGUCGUGUAACGACAUUCUUGGCCACAGAAACAGACGACUUCACAGCUCUGGCCCUUCUUGUAGGCUGACUGCCCCAUCUCGCAUCCUGUGUCCAUUCUCCGUGUGUCCGUGCAGGAGAAGAACAGCAGAGAUGGCGUCGUUACGUGGAUGGUGAGCAGGGAGCAUCUGAGGAGCUGCAGGGAGAUCUCCUUUCGACAUGCAAAACAUCAUGUCAAACACUUGCAGGACAUGGAAGAGCCCGCGGUGAGCGAGGAGGACAGAGGGAGAGAGAUUCUCAGGGAUCUUCACCUCUAUGAGUUGAUCUUUGUGCAGCGUUUGACCUUGUCAGGCAGCCUCAACCCCAUGCGCUAUCUGACUUCAUUCGUUAACCUCAAGUCACACACAAGAAAUCACCUGCUGCAAUGAAACAUCAAUCUGAUCCCAUCUCAUGGAUGUGUGUGUGUGUCCCGAAUGGCUGUAUGGUGCAUGCAGGCACCUGCAGAUCGGCAGCUGCAAAGUCUGUGAGACGCUCUGCCGUCACAUCACUACCAACGCCCCGCGUCUCGAGACGCUCCGUUUCGUUCAUUGCCACAACCUGCCCAACCCAGCCUGCGUCGGGCCACCAAGACACGGCUGUCGGGCGAGAGUCCGCUACUUUGUGGAAUGGCUGGUGAAUCUUCAAUCGAUUGUCGUCAUCCACUCGCUGACACAUCGGGGAAAGCGGUGUGAGGGUGGUGUGGGAGACGUGUCCUCUUCUUCGUCUGCUGCUCCGACGAGGUGUCCUUCUGAAAUGGGCGAAGAGGGACGAGUGGUGGUGAAGAUCACCCGGCCCUCUAGCCAAAAUACGGGAAUGCUCCGCUUCCUUACCCGAUGGACACUCACGGAUGAGUAAAUGCAUCAUGACGUGUGGGACAGUCAUAUGUUGUUCUGUCAUGCCAGCUUCAUCAUGUUGAAAAUGCGCAGACAAGACGUGAAUCGUGA
Messenger RNA from Vitrella brassicaformis, 1030 nucleotides. Lineage: Eukaryota; Vitrellaceae. The record is from the annotation of a GenBank genome assembly.